AUGCCGCAUGAAGUAAAAUCCACUCAUGCACUGCAUUCUCACUACAAAUAUAAACAUUUGUCGUGGGGAAAAUACGACGAGGAGAAAAAAAGGCCAGAUCUUCGCCUCGACAAUGUAUUCGGCAGUUACCAAGCCGGCGUAUCUCCAGAAGGUAGACUCGAAGUUGGACGAACCUUGUAAUUUUCUUAGAAGCCCUUUGCGCGCAAACUAAUUUAUUCUGGCGUGAAAUAAAGAUUUUAAAGAAAAUGUAUCUGAAAUCUAAUAUACGACAAGAAAAUUUUCGUACUUUCCAGGAGAACGAUAGGCUCGAUUACCAGCCGCUGUUUGGAAAAAUGAGCCCGCACUCAUCAAAGACCGGACCCGGGAGACGGCGGAAAUCGAGUCUAGGACAACGACAUAUAAAUGGGAUUAGGUCGGAUUAGCUGCCCGCGAAGAAAAUAUCUCUGCGUGGGAUUGUACUUCCAGUAAAAAGCCUCUGUCUCCCACCAUGGGGAUUGGGAAGUGCUGGUAAAACUAGACGUCAAGGCUAGAAAUAAACAAAAAACGACAGCAAUAGAGUAAGAGAGAAAGAAAAGUUUUCACCCUGCAUGUGAUCUUGUCAACUAGCGCGAGUUGUAAAACCUAUGCCACUCGUUUCAUGUCGACAAUAUUAGACAACUACGAGAACGGAUAAAUAAGUGCGCAAAUAGUGUGCGCGCGUAAACCGAGGGCAUUUUGGUGGGAAAACGUGGUAGCUGCCGUCAGUCUCCCAAAGGUUUCAGCAAAAAUGCCGCAGUGACAGAAAAAAGUUAGCAAAUGUUAGAAGUUUUAUCACCUUGUGAUCAUGGAAGGUCCUAACUUCGAUAAAAAUUAUUAAAUCGUGUUAGUUUUUCUGGUGAAAGCUUUCCAAAGUGUCUAUUUUCUGAGAUUACGAGAAAAAAAAUUAAGUUAAAUCACCUUCUCGUAGGUCGUGCUCUUCCUCAAAACCAAAGGUAUCUAAUGUAUGUCUUCUAGGUGGCAUUGCCCCAUUUGGUCAGCUCCCAUUACUGGAAAUAACAGAUGAUAGCAGUCCAAAGCCUAUUCUCCUCUGUCAGUCUGUGGCCAUUAUGCGAUACCUGGCAGUUGAAUUUGGUAGGUGCAAAUAGUUAUCGAAUGAGAAGCAACUUUGAAACAUUUAACUAUAAAAAAAAACUCAAAUAAAAGAUGGCUAAAAUCAUUUCAAGAUAAUUUUUCCACGUAAAAAAAAAGCAACAUACUUAGACUUUACAAAUACUUAGUAAAAGAGUAGUUCUUUUCAGUUAAUUAUAACAGUCACAAUUAUGGCGGACGUGACGUCAUUUGACUAGAAACGCUCUAUGGAAGUACCUAUUAAUGGCCUGCACUAUGAAACAGCUCACUAUUCUCUGUUUAAGGUCUGGCACCCGAAAGUAACUUAGAAAAAGCUUUGGCGGAUAUGGUUGUGGAUGCAGUAAUGCAAAUCAGGGCCAAAAUAAGAAAGUGCAGAUUUACGACUGAUGCCACACUUAAGGUACAUUCAAAAUCAUGCUAGUCAUUGUGCUGAACAUUAUGUAUAUAUUUUUUAUCUGCGAGUUAAAGGUCGCCCAAUAUGAGGGAAUUCGGAUUCCGGAAUUCCGAAAAUUUUUGAUUGUGGAAUCAGGAAUCGAGCAAAUAUUUGCUUCAGAAUCCGGAUAUCCUGGAAAAUUUCUGCUUCGGAAUUCGGAAUCCUGGAAAAUUUUUGAACCCAGAAUCCGGAAAUUUUUGCGACUUUGGUCUCCGGAAUACAGCUCAAAGAAUCCGGAAUCCUACUAACGAUUCGAAUCCGGAAUCGGCAAGUUCCAUUGACAAAGUAUUCGGUAGGAAUCCAGUACUUGGAAUCCGAAAUCCAUGGCCUGGAAUCCAGAAUCCAAGACUGUCUCGGAUUCCCAUACAUGGGUUGGUAAAGGGCUCGUCAGCUUUUUGCAACAUUUUCAGUUGUUAUUUCUGCAUCACAAGAAUGACGAUUUCGACAUUGCUGAUCCUAGCAGUACGCAGGACGCAUGUCAUGCAUGAACCUUGUAUAUGGCCCAGCUCGCCCUUCGUAGCUCAGUGGUUAGAACAUCCGACCGGUUCAAUUACUGGCGGGGACUCAUAUUCUUUUUUGUCCCAUGUUUGUGACAUUCGAGCCCUGGGGAACUCCAGAUUUCAAUACUUCAGUAUCAGAUAAGGUUCCUGCAAUGUUGACACACUGUCGACGGUCUAACAGGUAGCUUUUGAAUCACAGUAAUGCACGCAAGAAAACCUCAAAUGGUACUUAAGUUAACAAUUUAAGCUCAAAUAUCCAUAUUUAAAUUUUCCAAGCUGAACUCCUUACAUUUCCUUAGGGAUUAGUUGAGAUUAUUUGAUAAGCAUUUUUUCUCAGGUGAUCAUUUCAUAAAUUCUCGAAACCAUUUGGACAUUGUUAGGAGAAAAUUGAUGUUGGUCAAUACUGGGACUUAAAGGGUUAAGCUACGGUAAAAUGGGCGAAACAAACUGGCAACUUGUUUUGAAACAUUGCUGCAAAACUAGUUGGAAAGCGACACUGCGCGUUUCACCACCUAAGUUCAAACCUGUUUUGUAACAAAUCAGUGUGUUGUAAGUUGCCUGAAUACUGACUCUGAGUGGAUAAUGAUGGGAGUUACUUGCUGCAAAACAAGUUUGCCUUGGGCCGGGAAAACCGGCAACAUGUGCAGAUUUUGUUGGAAAAAAUUUAACUUUUGUUUAGAUUCUGCAACAACUUGAUUUGUCGCAAGACUGGCUUAAUUCGAGGGUAGUAAAACGCCCAAUAUCGCUAUUCAACUCGUUUUACAGCAAGGUUACAAAACAAGUUGCACUUUUUGUUGCUCGUUUUACUGUACCAAAAGCUUUUUAUGGCUCUUGACCCUAUCUCACACUUUAUAUGGAAAAACAACACUGCCGGAAGUCAUAGCAAACUUUCUCUCCCCAUUCUCCUAUUUCGUGGACUCCUACACUAGAAGCUGAUUCAGUUCACAGGCUGAUUAUUCUCCAAUAGUUAAUUAAAGAUGUGAAGCCUGAGGUUUGCCGAAAUAAGACAUCAUUUUUUACACCAAGGGGAAUAAAAUGUACAUGGAAUUUUCUUUCAGGAAAAAUUACUAAAAGAAUUUCAAGGAGCUCUGCCUAAUGAUCUCAAGAACCUUGAAAAGAUUUUACAAGGCAAUAGUGGUGGAAAGGGGUAUUUUGUUGGCAAAGAGGUAUGUACUGCCCAUUUUUUUUUCAGAUUAUUUGCUCAAGGCAGUCCUGAGAUAAGGGCGGGGCCCCGUCUCAAAAAAACAUUUUUUCGGCCUCAUUUUGGUCUAAAAAUAAGGGGGGAGCCGGGCUCCCCGGGCCCCUUUCCUAGAUCCGCCACUGCAAGGUUUCUUUACCCGCAUUAAGACAGAAUCCAUCAGGAAAUAUAGUAAUUUUAAUUUUCGUUGGACAAAAACCUUGUACCAGAAUAAUUUAAAGAAUAUUGCAUUCUUUUUCACAUUUUUCAGGGGUUAGGGAUGUAAUUAGUUAUCUGCAAUAACACCAAAGAAAAUUUCUUACGGGAGCCCGAGAGAUAAUUGACAAAAUGACAUCUUACACAUAAAAUUUUCAAAAUUUUACCUGCGUUUUCAAACUUAGCCAAAAGCAAAUUUCAACCAAAUGUCCAAAUUUCAUAUUGUGAAAUUUUGAAUGACUAAUAGCAUCAUAUUUAAAAAUAGGCAGAGAGCUUUCAUUUGAAUGGUCACAUCAUAGGAUUUCGUCCACAGACUCAAAAAUUAGAAACACCUUACAAAACUCUAUCAAGCACUCUAGCAGUGAAAGAGUUGAAAGUAGCAUUUUUUUUCUUUCCAGCUUAGCUGUGCAGACAUUUCUUUCUUUGACUUUAUGAACAGCUGGGUUGCAAAAGACAAGAUCAACGGUUACCCAACCGAAUUGGAAGAUUUUCCUCUGCUACGAGGGCUUUACGAACGCGUCCGAGACAUACCAGCAGUUAAGCAACGUCUAAAGACCAGGCCAGAUACAGCUCUGUAAAAGAGUGGAAUACUACCGUAUUUAUUCGAAUAAGCGCCCAACC
Messenger RNA from Porites lobata, 4054 nucleotides. The record is from the annotation of a GenBank genome assembly. Lineage: Eukaryota; Metazoa; Cnidaria; Anthozoa; Scleractinia; Poritidae.